Bradysia coprophila is the source of this 2129-nucleotide messenger RNA. It is a transcript of the gene Caf1-105, whose product is annotated as chromatin assembly factor 1, p105 subunit. The record is from RefSeq and is a predicted model, not a curated record. Gene Ontology annotation, cellular component: CAF-1 complex; nucleus. Gene Ontology annotation, biological process: nucleosome assembly; DNA replication-dependent chromatin assembly. Gene Ontology annotation, molecular function: protein binding. Lineage: Eukaryota; Metazoa; Arthropoda; Insecta; Diptera; Sciaridae.
AGUGACAUCUGAUAACACCUUUAGCAGCCAGUGUUGUCUACGCAACAUAAAAGUGUCGAUUGACAUUUCUUUGUUGUCGCGCCCCAUCUCUCUCACUCCUUACCAAUGGACGUUUAUUUUGGCGCUAUUUUCCACCACUCAAAAUAGAAGUGUCCGCCGAACAAUCUUGGUUUAUUUGCGCAAUAACAAUUGACAAUAAUGAAGUGCACAAUCCCGGAAAUUUCGUGGCACAACCGUGACCCAGUCUUAAGCAUCGACAUUCAACCGAAAUUGCAGGAUAAAAAUGACUUCUAUAGACUGGCCACCGGUGGAACGGAUUCUCAUGUAUUGAUUUGGCAUCUGAUUGAAUAUGACGAUGGUCGAGUGCAGCCAGAAAUUGCUGCUGAUCUUUCUCGACAUCAGAAGGCUGUAAAUGUUGUUCGAUGGUCACCGUCCGGCGAGUAUUUGGCUUCCGGCGACGAUGAGAGUGUGAUAUUCAUUUGGAAAUUGAAAAGCGAAUCGGAAGCGGUCAAUAUUUUGGACACGACCAACGAACAGGACAAAGAGAUCUGGAUCACAUUCAAAAUUCUUCGCGGUCACAUGGAAGACGUAUACGACCUGUCUUGGUCUCCCGAUUCACUGAAUUUAAUUUCCGCAUCGGUUGACAACACCGCCAUGGUGUGGGAUGUAUUGAAAGGGAAACCACAGUCCAUACUCGGCGAACAUAAAAACUUUGUGCAGGGAGUUGCAUGGGACCCGAAAAAUCAGUUUUUGAUCACACUUAGCACCGAUCGUUACAUGCGCACGUACGACGUCAAUUCAAAGAAACUCCUUCAUCAAAGUGGCAAAUGUGUUCUACCUGUCCCAACCGACUCACCACUGUCGGGAAAAGUUGUUCGCCUGUUCCACGAUGAAACGCUGCAGACCUUCUACCGACGCUUAUGUUUCAGUCCCGAUGGCAAAUUGAUCAUAGCUCCGUCCGGUGUAGCCGAACUGAAUGGUGACAACAGCAAGCCGAUCCACACAACGUAUGUGUACACUCGUUUCGACCAGAAAACACCGGCAAUCGUGCUACCAUCACCCGACCAGUUCACUAUCGCUGCCCGUUGCUGUCCGCUGUUAUUCGAGUUACGUGACUCUGACGAAUCGAAUCCACCGAUCAUUGACCUGCCGUACCGAAUGGUCUUUGCCGUUGCAACAAAAAGUUCCGUCUGUUUGUACGACACACAGCAACGAAUGCCAUUCGGCCUAAUAUCGAACAUACACUACGCCAGGCUAACCGACCUGGCAUGGUCCAGUGACGGUAAAGUGCUAGUGGUCUCCAGUUCUGAUGGCUUCUGUACAUUGAUCACAUUUGCCGAUGAUGAACUGGGAACAAUUUACACAGAAAAGGAGCAAAUGGACCAACAGCCGAUUGAUGUACAGGAAAAUCGACCACCUGCAGUAAAUACCGAAAAUUUGGCCAAUUCUGGCGUUUCGCAGAAAUCUGCUUCAAGUGAAACGAAAGCUACGCCAAUUGCAUUUCGACACAAACCACGAGUGGACAAUGCAUCAACCGCAUUUGCGCCGUCAAAAUUCAACAUCACCCCGUCAAAGGACAAAAUUCUCGAAAUUCCAUCCAACAUCAUCAAAAUCGACGACAAGUUCGACGACUCGGCACCGAAAGUAGCUACACCGAUCAGUGUACGUCGCCAGCCGAGAUGUGUUACCAGCAAUUCGCCCAGUUGCCCGGACGAGAGAAAACCUUCCAGCAACAAGAAGCAGCCAACACCAAUCGCAGUGCGUCGUCAGCCGAGAGUUAUUUUGCAGUCCGGUCCAUCCGUGGUGACACAAGACGAUGCGUUGGAUGCGUGGCCCAUCGAUCAACCGAGACCAAUCGAUGUGGAAACAAGUGGAAGUGAUCAACCAGACCUAAUCACAACGAAAUGUGCGGUGGUUGCCGAGUUGACGGAAGAUAUUCGUUUGGUGUAUGACGACAGCAGUAUGGACGAUUCGAUGGAGGACGAGGUGAAGGUGACGCCCAAUUCGAAAACGACAAGACGAGUGGAACUGAGAACGAUAUCGACGCCCAAGUCAAAUAAGAAAUUGUUUUGAAAACGAGAGCAGUGCGGUGGGACAUUGGAAAUAAAGAGGCGAUGAACCACAACAAC